This is a messenger RNA of Otolemur garnettii (small-eared galago), 2652 nucleotides long. RefSeq names its product starch binding domain 1 (gene STBD1). Gene Ontology annotation, molecular function: starch binding; glycogen binding. The transcript has 2 exons. NCBI's taxonomy places the organism in Eukaryota, Metazoa, Chordata, Mammalia, Primates, Galagidae. The record is from RefSeq and is a predicted model, not a curated record. Gene Ontology annotation, cellular component: membrane. Bases 600 to 1730 code for a protein of 376 amino acids.
GCCUCCCAGCGUCUGGCGUGAGCCACCGUGCCCAGCCAAUCCUUCCGUGUCACAGGAGAGACAGUUGAGGCUCGGUGAAGCCCAGCGCAGCGAAUCCCGGCCGGAGUUCCCACCAGGUCCGCGGUUUUUCCGCACUGCGCCCGGCGCCCUCCGUCCCAGGCCCGCGACCCUCACGGCCUCUCCCGCCUCUGAGCUCUGAGCAGCCGGUGGCCUCUCGCUGGCCGUGCCGCUGCUGAGUGUCAGUGGGGAGGGGGCGCGAGGUGCUGGCGGGAGACCACAGGGCCGUGGGGCAGGACCUGGUCGCGUGCUUGGUCUCUUCACUCGCGCGGGACACACAGGGAACGCUGCACCCUGCACCCCGGGCCGCAGGCGGCUCGGACAGUCUGGAACAGCGUGGAACACAGGCGCGCUGGAGUCCCCGCCCGGACAACGGGGCGGGGCCAGGAAAGUUGAGCCCUCGUCGCAAGGGGCCGGACUCUUGCCGGAGGGCAGCGGCAGGCACCGUAAAAGGCAGGGCGGGCGGGGUAGGUGUGGCUCUGCCUGUGACCUGAGUCCCCGCGUCGGUCCCCGUCGUCUCCAGCAGCCGUAGCCUCCCAGCCAUGGGCGCCGUCUGGUCCGCCCUGCUGGUCGGAGGGGGUCUGGCAGGAGCGCUUUUCGUUUGGUUGCUGCGGGGCGACGCAGGGGGCUCGAGGAAGGACGGGGACGCGGAGCCGGAGGAGGACGCCCCUCCUGGGGAGGCUGCGGCUCCAGGAGGCGAUCGGGGUGGAGGCGGUGGACGGAGCCCUGGACCUUCCGGGCAGGAUCUAGUCACCAAACCAGAACAUCUUCAAGAAAGCAAUGGACGUUUGAUUUCUGAGACCAAAGACCUGCUGGAGGAAGCCUGGAGAUUACAGAAUCCUUCCAGAGAAGUCUGUGACAUGUCCAGAGAGCAUGUUCCUUCUGGACAGUUUCCAGACACAACACCUCUAGCUACCUCUGAGAACAGUAACUCUAGGAGUUACCCUGAAUCUUCAAGAAAUGAAAACCUUGAAUCUCGUAUAGGAGAAUGGGGAUUCCCAAAAGGACAAGAGAUGCCUGCUAAAGCAGCUACAUGUUCUGCAGAGAAGUUGUCUCCUAGCAACUUGCUCGUGGACGGACAUGAAGAAGCGAGCCUGGCACAGCUGGACAGGCAGGACCUGGCGAACCACGAGGACUGGGAAAUGGUGUCUAGGCACUCAUCUUGGGGUGACAUUGGCUUGGGUGGCAGUCCUGAGACUUCAGUGUUAAGCCUAAACCAGGGAAUGGACUAUGGGAGAAGCACUGUUAUGGAUGCAAGAGGUCGGGAAGCGCGUGGGGAAGUGGAAAGAGUGGCAGGGUCUUCAAAGACUCAGCAAGUUAGCAUCAGGUUCCAGGUCCAUUAUGUUACAAGCACUGACAGGCAGUUUAUCGCAGUAACUGGAGACCACGAGAAUCUUGGGAGAUGGAACACUUACAUCCCACUCCGUUACUGCAGGGAUGGACUCUGGUCUCAUUCUGUUGUCCUGCCAGCUGAUACAGGGGUAGAGUGGAAGUUCAUCUUGGUGGAGAAUGGGGAAGUGACCCGCUGGGAAGAGUGUAGCAAUAGGUUCCUGGAGACUGGCCGUGAGGACAAGGUGGUUCACGAGUGGUGGGGGGUUCCCUGCUCCAGUCUGCAAAGUCCUGGAGAGGCUGUGACAGAGGGCAAAGGUUAUGGAGCACACAGAGGCAUUUAAAUUCAGCAAUCAGAGUUGUUUUAAACCUGCUAGUGGCUUUUGUCUAACAUCCAGAAACAUAUGUGUGUAUAUAUGCAGGUAACAGUUCCAGUGAGCACGGGCUUCUUUCCCUGUGGCAUGGAUGGUGGGUUUAUGCUGACCCAUCACUACCUUAGGGCUGAUUCUCUUGCGGAGUGACUGGCUAAGCUCCAGCCAUAGGCCAUGGCCAGGAGCAUAGAAACUAACCAGGACAUAGGGUUCAAGCUUGUGCCUUUAGGUGAUGCUUAGACCAAGGUAGCAAAAUAAGCCUCAUUCAAAACAGCUUGUUUCCUCUCAGUACGGCUUCAGGAAUGUUCUUUACUACAUGCGUAUUUUAUAUUUCAAAAUUGUUAACACUAUAUGGAACUAUGAUCAGAAAGUACCUGGUCACUGGAUGUAAUUAGUAAGGAUACCCCCAGUGCUGCGUGUCUUUGUUUGAUUUUAUCUGCCAGGUAUGGUUUUGAAGAAAGCAAGUAUGUCUUUGGCUUAAUAUUCUGAGGCUGUGUAGAAAUGAGGGGCCACGGAAAUCAGUCAUAGAGCAGGCUGUGAGGAAAGGGAGCAUGAACCGGAAUAGGGUGUGGACUGAAUGAGGUGGCCUCAGUGACAUCUCUUAGAGGACAGGGAGACCCAGGCACGGCCUGACUGCAGGGAGGGCACACGCAUCAUUUGCCCACGCGAGCCUUGCAGGGCCAUCUCUCUCCCACUGCCUGCCCUCUCCCGCAGGUCUGGACUGCCCCCUAGCAGUAGUCUCUGUCACCCUCUUUCCUCUCCUUUCAUACCACUAGCCAUCCUGGGUCACAAAUGUAUACUGGACAGUGAUAAGAAGUGUAUCUGUACUCUGAGAAGAAAAAAUAAACAUUUACACUUAAGUUAUUAUAAGUGACCUAAUAAUAAAACCUAUUUU